Molecule: messenger RNA, 474 nt
Organism: Megalops cyprinoides (Indo-Pacific tarpon)
Lineage: Eukaryota; Metazoa; Chordata; Actinopteri; Elopiformes; Megalopidae
Product: RING finger protein 223-like
Exons: 2
Coding region: 145-474 (109 amino acids)
Biological process (GO): protein ubiquitination
Molecular function (GO): ubiquitin protein ligase activity
Source: RefSeq, a predicted model, not a curated record
AGUACGCGCAGGAUCUUCAGAUCUGCACUGUCUGUAUCACACACACGGAUACUGGAAAUACACAGCACCGCCGAUCUGAGAAAAACACCUGCAUCCCCUGUGUAGCGGGAAUAGCGUCCAACUACAGCCCGGUCGCAGUGAGCCAUGGUUCUGUGUGAGGAGAGGGAAUGUAGCGUGUGCUACCAGGCCUACACCCGCUGGGAGCGCGUCCCCCGAAAACUGCACUGCCGCCACACCUUCUGCACCCCCUGUCUGCAGCGCAUGGCCCGGCCAAUCAGCGGCCUGCAGUCCGUCUCCUGCCCCCUCUGCCGCUGGAAGACCUGCGUCGCCCCCAACCGCAGCCUGCAGGAGGCGCUGUGGGUGGACAGCCAGGUGUGGGAUCAGAUCUCUGAGAGCGACAGUGAGGAGCAGCAGGAGGAAGAGGAGGUGGAGGAGUCCAGACAGACUCAACCCGCUGCCCAGCCCAAAAGGUGA